This is a messenger RNA of Ostrinia nubilalis (European corn borer), 3146 nucleotides long. Its product is annotated as SET and MYND domain-containing protein 4-like. Gene Ontology annotation, molecular function: protein binding. NCBI's taxonomy places the organism in Eukaryota, Metazoa, Arthropoda, Insecta, Lepidoptera, Crambidae. Bases 357 to 2096 code for a protein of 579 amino acids. The record is from RefSeq and is a predicted model, not a curated record. The transcript has 4 exons.
UCAGAGUAGUUUCACAGUCUGUUAAAAUAGUGUUCAUAAAAUAAUCCAAAUCCAAGUAAAUCCGUCAACUGCAAUCUGCAAUCUGUUUUUGGUCAAAAUAUCCACAGAAGUAAACAUUUGUUGGGGAAGUGUAAACAGCAUUUAAAACUGAUUUUAUUCAACACACGAUUGGCUUAAAAGAGCUGUACCAAGAGCUGUGGUGAAAUAUAAUUAAAAAAAAAACAUUCAUUCUUUCAUUCAUUCAUUUGAUUCAUUCAUUACUUCACUUUUGUGCAAAUUCAAAAGCAGAAGCUGCAGAAGAAAAUUUUGUUUGUUUGGAAAAUUUAAAGGUGUCGAUAGUAUUCGUAUUAAUAGUUAUGUGGCGUUCACCAGCUUUUUUUCAAGAGAUUCUCAACCAACAAGGGUUAGUUGGCAAAUUAUAUGAUGCCAUUGAAAAGGACGAUUUGUCAGACGCAGUUAUUAUUGCAAUGGACAUUCUAAAGAAAACAAAUAAUAUGCCACCUUUGGUAAAAGAGGCAAAAUGUAAACUUAAGUCCAAUUCCCAUCGCCAGCAAGGGAAUAAAGCAUUUAAAAGUAACAAGUUUCAGAAUGCUUUGGAGUGGUACAAUAAGGCCUUGAUGUAUGCGCCUAAAGGUUCCGAAGAGUUGGUGCUGGGUUAUAGCAACAGAUCGGCUCUGUUGAGCAAGUGUAAGAUGUUUCAGGCCUGCCUCAAAGAUGUGAGCACCUGUUUUGAAUUGGGAUAUCCGCCCCAGAUCAGCGAUAAGUUGGCGAAUAGGCGAAGUGAAGCUACAAAAAACGUGUGGAUUGAAAGAAUGGCUAUGGAGAUGAGAUUCUGUGAAUUUUCCGAGGACUAUCUGGAGUUUAGGGAAAGAAGAAAUCCCCAAAUAACAUGUGCUAGCAUUGAUGUGGGUAUCAUUAAAGAGUCUCAUGUGCCCAAAGUUGUGGCUGUUAGAGAUGUGAAAGUUGGUAAACUUAUUGCAAUUGAGAAAGCAUUCACUAGUCAGCUGGACCGUAAAUUGUUAUAUUCAGCAUGCUAUUAUUGCCACAAAAUGAGUUUAAACCUCAUUCCCUGUGAAGGUUGCACCAAAGCCUUGUUUUGUAGCGCAGACUGUAGGCGUACCUGCAUGGAGGAGUACCACUCCUUUGAAUGCCCCAUAAUUGAAAUUUUUGAUGAAAUAUCAUCAAUUCCGGUGAGUAAAUUAGCCGUUAUUACUGCUAUAAAACUGAGGAAGAAAUUCAAAUCUUGGGAAGAGUUUAAUGAGGCCACAAAGACUGUUGGCUUGAAGCGCAUGAAGAAGAGCGAAAUAAAUGAAAUUUUCAACAGUGAGAACAAGUUUUCGUUAUUGAACUUCAAGGAUGAUGCUAUCUUUACGUAUGGGAUGAUCUAUAAUGCAACGUUUGGUUGCGCCAUAGUGGUGCAUUACCUGAAUAUGGCAAAGUCUUUUUUCCCAACGCGUGCGACUGAGAAGGCUGCAGCAGUCUGUGGAUUUAGCCGACUGCUGAUGUAUUAUGCUGUGCACCUAAUACAAACUCAAAUAUCGUCUACGGUAUCUGUGAUGGCGCAUGGGAAGACAGAGUUUUGUGAAGUGGCUAACUUUGGGGUGUUUCCAUUCACCGGGAAGCUGAAAGGAGCCUGCAACCCAAACGUGCUAGUUGUUGGCUUGAACAAAGAAGUAGCGCUGAUCACCAUACAACCUCUUAAACAAGGGACAGAAUUAACCAUUGCAUAUUUAGGUCACUGGUUGGACAACAACAUAGAAAACGGCUCACGACUGCGCAAUAUGUUUACUUUAUACAACACAGUGUGCGCUUGUGCUGUGUGCAACGGUGACUGGAAGUUACUACGCAACAGGGCAAGGCCCACGGAGACCCACCUGCGAGCUUUCAGAAAACUCAACGUGAGCGAGGCCAUAGAAAACUACUGCUCAUCUGACAUAGAACACAUAUACCCUAAAUGUUGCCGAGCACUAGCCUUCCUGCACGACUUGCCGUUCUCAAACCAAUACAUUGAUGUAUACAAGCUGUUCAGGAAAUGCCUCUUAGAUAUUCAAGAUCAGUACUCAUCUAAUAUCAUGUUAGAUGGCACCAAUGAUUAGUGUUAGGUUUCAUUGAAAUGUAAUUUAAAGUAAUUUUUCUAAUAUUAUGCCAUUUUUUAUCAAUCCUAAUGGAAGAACUAUUGUUUUUGUUACAUACAAUAAUACAACCACAGAGUAAACUCGUCAGAAUUGAUUUUGGGAAUGUAUAAUAAUUAUAUUCUAAAAUUUACAAAAUGUAACGUUACAUAAAAAUUAGUCACGACAUGUACAUAAUUAAUUUUAACAUGAUUCUCGUUCUGUGUUAAAUAAAACUAAUACUUAACAGUAUUAUUUUCUGUAUUAAUAGAUUACAAUUUUUUAGCAUUAAGCAUUAAUGGGAAUAUGCAUGUUUCAUUUUUCACAUAAUAAUUUUUUUUUAGCUUUAUAAAGUCUUUAGCACCUAUGUGAAAUUUUUCGUGACGUCACUUAACAGUCACCUAUUUGAUUCUUACACGUGCCAUGUGACGUCAGGUUUAAGUGCUUCUUUUGUAUUUUCAGUCUGAUUUCGAUACUUUCUUUUACUUAGUAUUUUGUGAUAUGUCGGAUUCGUCCGUAAUCUCGUACAGUACCGUAUCAAUAUAAAUAAGUAAAAAUUUUCAAUGGUAUUCAGGGUUAUAAUCUCAUUUAAUAAUAAGUUAAGGUUGAUUUUGAUCUCAAAUUCAAAUAAGUACUUACCCUAUUUUGUGUUUAAAUACUCAAAAGGUCCUUUUUCAUCGGUUCCUGAUAUUUCUAUAGUCAGUAGUUAUGUCAAUAAGCUAAGAGUUUGCUGAUUUAUUGAUUUGUUUUUGUGACUCCUUUUAAUAUUGUGGUUUAUCUGCCAGAUAAGUCGUUUAAAAUCUAUCUGGGACUUUAUAAGCGAGUGAUGAAAAAUGUAAGACAUUUCGCCAAUGGCGCUGUUUAGAUUUUUAAUUAUUAUUACAGAUCGUUGAAAUUUGUUGAUUUUAUGUUGUAAUUUGGCAAAAGUUUUUUUUUGUUUCCUUUUCUACUGUUUAUGGUAUUAAUUUCUUAGUUUAUCACUGUAAACGGUGCAUAACGGUGAUUAAAUAAAAUAAUAAUUUCAGUAUUAAUUAA